Messenger RNA from Diorhabda carinulata, 2334 nucleotides. It is a transcript of the gene DppIII, whose product is annotated as dipeptidyl peptidase 3. The record is from RefSeq and is a predicted model, not a curated record. The transcript is spliced from 8 exons. Gene Ontology annotation, molecular function: dipeptidyl-peptidase activity; metalloexopeptidase activity. NCBI's taxonomy places the organism in Eukaryota, Metazoa, Arthropoda, Insecta, Coleoptera, Chrysomelidae. The coding region runs from base 165 to 2270 and encodes 701 amino acids. Gene Ontology annotation, biological process: proteolysis. Gene Ontology annotation, cellular component: cytoplasm.
AUAGUUAACCAAUCAAGACCCAAUACGUCUGACAGACGACAUUAUAGUGUUCUGUCAUCCUGUGACAGGAUCGUCCAUCUAACAUCUCAUAUUAUAGAACAAAGUUAGAAACUAUCUUAAGUUGUUCGGUUUUAGCAUAAUACGUUUAUAAAAUUUAUUUAGAAAUGAGUAACAAGAAUAAUUCGCAAUAUAUUCUCCCGAAUGACCAACCUGUAGUGUCUUUAGAAGUGAAAUCCGCAUUCGAAGGCCUAACUGAAAAAGAAAAACUGUAUGCACAUUAUAUCAGUAAAGCUUCGUGGCACGGUGGCUUAAUAACACUUUUACAAACUAGUCCAGAAUCAGGUCCAAUUUUUGUUUUUUUACAUAAAUUCCUAUCUGCUCAACCACCGACUGAAUUCAAAAGUAUAGCCCUAAACUCGGGAUUCUCUGAGGAUGAAAUAACAGCACUUUUCGUUUAUGCAUGUGGUGUAUUUACCAACGCUGGAAAUUACAAGGGUUUUGGAGACACCAAAUUUAUUCCAAAUAUUGAAAAACAGCGUUUAGAAGCCCUAUUAAAACUUAGUCCAAUUUGGUCCGAACUUGAACCUUUAUGGAAACAGUUCAAAGACUCAUUGUAUGAUCUUGAAAAUGGUAAAAGUUGUCUUGGAUACGGCCCUAGUGGAAUUACCACUUAUUUAUCUCAUAACUGUACCCCCAAAGACAAUGAGAAGGUACAAAACUGGCUCAAAUCUGAAAAAAUUGAAUGUUACAAUACAAGACUAUUUAAAACUGUAUCUGCUGAUAAUAAGACUACAUACGAAAUAAGACUGGCUUCGGAAGAGAAGAAACUUCUAAAGACUCAUACAGAAGGUGAUACAACAUAUCAAAUAACUUGUGGGGAUUAUUCCCCAUUAAUAGGUCAAGUAGCUAAAGACUUACAACAAGCUAUUGAAUAUGCAGCAAAUGAAAAUGAAGUUAAUAUGCUCAAAGCGUACAUUUCCUCUUUCAAAACUGGUUCGUUAGAUGAUCAUAAGUUGGGAUCUAGGUAUUGGAUUAAAGAUAAGGGACCUGCGGUGGAAAGUUAUAUAGGUUUUAUAGAAACUUACAGGGAUCCUGCAGGAGUUCGAGGAGAAUUCGAGGGAUUUGUUGCUGUUGUAAAUAGGGCGAUGUCUGCCAAAUUUUCCACAUUAGUAUCGAAUGCGGAGAAAUUUUUAACUUUACUUCCUUGGAAUAAAGGUUUUGAAAAAGACAAAUUUUUAAAACCUGAUUUCACAUCUCUGGACGUUCUCACCUUUGCUGGCAGUGGUAUCCCUGCUGGUAUCAACAUACCUAAUUAUGAUGAAAUUCGACAAAGUGAAGGAUUCAAAAAUGUUUCAUUAGGAAAUGUCAUUCCAGCUAGUUAUCAGUCAGCUGUGACACCAUUUUUAACAGCUGAAGAUGCAGAACUUUUUCAGAAAUGGAGAGUUCCUGCAUUUGAACUACAGGUAGGACUCCACGAACUUCUUGGACACGGUUCUGGAAAAUUGUUGAGAAAAGAACUUGACGGCACCUUUAAUUUUCCUUCGACUUUAUUAGACCCCUUAACAGGCAAACCACCUUCUUCUUUCUACGAACCAGGCGAUACGUACGACACCAAAUUCGGACCCCUAAGCUCAAGUUACGAAGAAUGUCGAGCGGAAGCAGUAGGACUGUAUUUAAGUCUCGAACCAAACGUUUUAAAGAUAUUCGGUCACGAAGGCGAACAAGCGGAUAUCGUUACUUAUGUGAAUUGGUUGUCUUUGGUUUGGGCGGGGGCUGGUAAGGGACUUGAACUAUGGGAACCCGGUCGAGGAUGGUUACAAGCGCACGCACAAGCGCGUUUUGUUUUGGCUAGGGUUUUAAUUCAAGCUGGAGUAGCAUCAGUUACUCAACCUACCGAAACUGAUCUCUUGGUAACUUUAGAUCGUUCGGCUAUUAAAGGUGCUGGUAGAAUCGCUAUCGGACAAUUUCUUUUGCAGCUACAAGUUUAUAAAGCAACGGGCGAUUUGGAAAAAGCUCAAGCUCUAUACAAUCAUUACGCAGAAGUAAAGGAACCUUGGUUGAGUUGGAGGUCUAUAGUGUUGGCAAACAAACAAGCCAGAAAAAUGUUUGUGCAAGUGAAUACUUCAGUUGAAGAAAAUGCUGUAAAAUUGAAAUAUUAUGAUGCAUCUUUGGAAGGUUUGGUGCAAUCUUGGGUAGAGAGAUUUUCAGAACCGCAAAGUUUUUACAAAGCCUUAUUAGACCUUUCCAAAGCAGACGCGAAUCAUUUUUAAGAAAUUUCCUGUUAACAGAUUAUGUUUUACUAUCGAUAAUUAAUUAACCUUAUUGAUGCAACAA